Messenger RNA from Cucurbitaria berberidis CBS 394.84, 690 nucleotides. RefSeq names its product Bet v1-like protein. The record is from RefSeq and is a predicted model, not a curated record. The coding region runs from base 91 to 549 and encodes 152 amino acids. The transcript is spliced from 2 exons. NCBI's taxonomy places the organism in Eukaryota, Fungi, Ascomycota, Dothideomycetes, Pleosporales, Cucurbitariaceae.
CACCACCUCUCUCUACCUCUUCAACCCAGCUACCCCCCAAACAACACUCUUCAGACUACCAGAAACAGACCCAAUUGCACGCUACAAAUCAUGUCUAGCAGCAUCCCCACCUCGACCUUCGUCAGCGAGUCGGCCGUCAUCGAGGCGCCCUUCUCUGCCGUUUGGCAUCUCAUCAAACUCCAGGACUUCAGCAAGUUCUGGUCCAAGCUCGACAAGAGCGAGUGGGUCAAGGGAGCCUCUGAUGAGACCGAUGUCGUCAAGUGGACGUUCAAGGACAAGACGGUCCUUGAGGUGAAGCAGGAGGAGCAUUCGUCUAUCGACCACUUCAUCACAUACAGCGUCAUCUCGUCCCAGCCCGAGCUCUCGUACUCGUCUGCCGUCUCUACCAUCCGAGCGUACCCCGUCACUUCAGGCAAGCACGAGGGACAGACGUUCGUCACAUGGACAGGAAACUUCUCCAGCGACGCCGAUGCGAGCGUGAUCCAGGAUGCCAAGUUCAAGCGUCGCGAGGCGCUUGCCGACCUUGCCCAGGCCGCUUCCAAGAAAUAGGUUGACGGAUAGUGUCACAGCGAGGGAUAUCCAUCACCCUAGGGCGAUUAUGUGCACUUGCCUUGUUCUAUACCACAAAAAGAAAAGUAGAAAUUCAUAAAAUGAUUAUGUCUCACGCAAUGCGUGCUUUGCGGUCCCCAG